AUAAGUGGGGACCAGCGGCAUGACAGCAAAUAAGUCAAUCAAGUCGCUACGAUUCCGGAAACCUGCACAUUCCGCACCACAGCGUACCAUUAGAGUUUCCAUUUAUAUUUUUAAAAAAACUUGGCUUGAUCUUAUCAUAUUGGAUUCAGUCACCAGGAUCUAUAGUCCAAAGCUAUUUUGUCUAGUUUGUAUUUUCUCUUUUUGCGAAAGGAUUCUGUACUCCAGUUUGCUGUUCGUGGAGACUGAUUUUAUCUCAACUAAAAAUGGAUCCUUUAACCAAACGAGUUAUUACCUCAAGUCUUCUAUUAUUUCUCAUCGUUUGUUCGUAUGCCAAUCCAACGCAUAGCUCAUGGAGUGCAUGCUCUGUAUCGUGUGGAGACGGAGCUAAAACAAGAUCUCUUACCAAUGGCUCAAUUGAGACCAGACCGUGUAAUAUGCAAGACUGUGCAGUAUGGGGUCCCUGGAGUUUUCUUGCCUGUCCCAACGACUACUUAUGCGAUGCCCCAACCUUCGUCUUUGAAACUCGCCAAUGUAACAACGGCGUGAUGUGCAAAGGCGCCUCGUUCCGUGCUGUUCCCAAUCAGAUAUGCCCGGACUGUUUCACAGCAGCAGAUACGACUGCCACUCCAACAUCUUACCACGAUUCUACAACCAUACUGACCACACUUUUAACCGACGUUGCAUAGUGGUUCAUUCACUUGCCUCUCAAACGAGAGGUUGAGGAUUCGAAUCUCUGCCCGAUAUCGCUAGUUUGUUGCGAGGAAUGUGAAAAAGAAGGUGACUCGACAAUUAAUCUCACUGCCCGAACGCUAUAGGAGUACAGUUUGUAAAAAGUUGUAUAUAAUAAUAUUGUAGGCUAUAUAGCUACGUGAACAAUAUGAACAAUAUCGAGAAUGUAUUCAUGCAUUAUUAAUUAAGUAUGAUUUUAUAAGAUCUAUUGACGGUCGUUUUUAGUGAUACAUGUUGAAGAUAAUUUGGAUGUGAAUCAUGCCAUCGCAAUGGGUGCUAAUUCUUCUUACUCUCUAAACGUACUGGAGUGGAAAUCCACUCUUGUUGGAGUCAUAUCAGGAAAUCAUUCUAUUUGGAAUGAAAAUCUGCUCUUACAAUAGCGGAAUCCACUCUCCAAAGUCCAAAGAGUGUGUAUUUCACAACUUUGGAGUGAGUUUCAAUAUAAGUUACUGGGCUGGAUUCAACUCCAAAUGAUGUGGUCCCUAAACAUUCUAAAAAUGUCGAUUUCCACUCCCCCGCAUUGAGAGAGUAUAAAUAUCGCUUAGGAUUAUGUAUAACGACUAUCUCUGUAUUGGCCUAUUAGUCAUAGAGUACUAUUCAAUGGCUCUAUUUUGAUCCAGAAUGCGUUGAAUUUGACUUGAUUACGUGAGAAGCGAGAUUGAAAAAAAUAACAGAGUACAUUUCUGUUUCAUUACAUUGAACUGUUCAUGAAUAAGAAUUGUUUACUUUACUUAUUUGCAAAUACGUAUUAAAAGUCCUUAAAUAAUUGUUGUGCAACGCAGAGUAAAAUCUGUUACCACCAAUUUUGUGAACGCAAUCGAAUUUUUGUUACAUUUCUUAUUUUCAUUCACAUUGGUUUAUUUAAUAUACAACUAUGAGUAAAAUAUUGGUGCCAGUUUGAGAAAUCAAAACGGAUUCAUUUAGACCUCCGGAAAAUUACGAACUGCGGUGGGUUAAUCGUCCGGUAGCACAUCACGUUAGGGCAAUCAGUUACUUUAUGAAUCUGCGUCAUACAUAACGUGCAUUGUCAACAAGCUGAUUGAUGUCUUUGGCAUUUUAUGGUCAGACUGUCUCGAGUCGGAAAGUUAAAGGGACUAUCAAAUAAUAGCAAAUUAAAAUUUAGUACUUAAUUCGGUAUAAUACCUCUUUUUCUGUACAAGAGAUGUUACCCUUUUACAAGAUAAUUUGAUUGGCUUAUUACAAGCGAGUUCCAAACUACCAAACACUGUUUGGUAGAACUUUUAAUCAAAGUAAUCUCCGCCAUUUCUCCACUCUACAGAUUUGAGUAAUGGGAACCACAGGCAGGUCUAUAAUAUAAGCAGACCCCCUCCCAAUUUAAAUAAUAUUAUCUAGCGCUUCAUGAGCAAAGCUAUUGGGAUACAGAUAAAAACAUAUUUAAGGAAUCUACGAUUUGACAUUGAUUACGGAAUAUAUAUAUGGCUGCAUUGUUAUUCAUUAUCAGAGCGUGUCUAUGUGUGUGCGUCAGUUUGUCAUAUUAUAUUCAUUGCAGUGUUUUCGUGUGAAAUAUAUGAUUAUUGCUGUUGUCACUGGAGUAUAUACUUCCAAUUCCAAUUUUUGAAUUAUUAGUUUGGAUACUCCCUUCCCGGUAUCAAAGAUAUAUCAAUAUAAUAAUAUAAUACAUGCGGUACAUUUAUCAACAUCAUCAACCCCAUUUUAUCAUAAUCAAUAUCAUUAUCAUUAUCCUUAUCAUUAUCAUCAUCAUCAUCGUUAUUAUUAUUACUAUCAUUGUUAUUAUUAAUAUUUUUAUCAUCAUCAUUAUCAUUAUUAACAUUACCAUUGUUAUUAUUAUUAAUAUCAUCAUCAUUAUCUUUUUUUUAUCAUCACCUUCGUAUUCAUCAUCAUCAUCUUCUUUGGCAGUAUUGUUAUUUAUUCUGCCAUUUCAAAUAUCAAAUAUAUAUCCGUUUGAACAAGAGUAAAAAGCAUUGAAUAUAAUGUGCCUGCACAAAAAUCCCAGAAUUAGAAUCACUUUUGAGAUAUAAUCAAAAUAUAGGCUGGCUGAUUUCAUAGUAAUACACAAGUUCCUAAAAGAGCAGAAGUUUAUUAUCUAGAUUGAAGUAAUACCAAUAGUUCUAUCUAUGAGUUUGUUAAACUGUAAUAGCUAGCUCCAAUAAUUAAAGUCUUCUAAAGUUUAAUAUUUUGCUCUAUAACGAAAUUCAGUCUAACUCUUUGUGGAUGUUGAGAUCCCUUUUAAACAAAACAAAAUAGAACAUGUUAUGAACUUUUCAAAUCAUAAAUUAGGUUCUGAAAAUAUCCAUGAUAUAAAAACUAAACCAUAACUGUUUUUAUCGGGGGCACAUGUCAGCUGAGAACGCCGAGUUCGCUUUUGAACAUUUUUACCAAUAUUCGUGAUUUGAUGUCAAUCAUGCAACUGCAUCGAAUUAAAAUCAGCUCAACAUAACUCAUAAUAUGAGAAAAAUUAUGUCAGUUAUGUUAAAUGACGCACAUCUAAACCGAUAAUUUAUGUUUGUAAAAAUAAGUUUUAAAACUGAUAAACUGUUCAAUCAAUGUUUUUCAUAACAAUGUCUAUGUUUGGAAAAAUAAAAUGUGAACUGAAAAUGAAUGAACUAUUUUCUAUGAAAUAAAUGUAAAUAAAUGUAUACUUCA
Molecule: messenger RNA, 3354 nt
Organism: Strongylocentrotus purpuratus (purple sea urchin)
Lineage: Eukaryota; Metazoa; Echinodermata; Echinoidea; Camarodonta; Strongylocentrotidae
Product: thrombospondin-1
Exons: 5
Coding region: 264-686 (140 amino acids)
Source: RefSeq, a predicted model, not a curated record